UUGCGCUCCAACGGUUCCGCCACCUCCCCGUCUUCCGAAGACCGCCGAUCAACGGCGGCGGAGCCCGAACAGCAAGCGGCCACCAAGAUCCAGGCGGCGUUCCGGGGCCACCGGUCGAGGCAGAGCAUGAAGCAACCUGCGGGGGCAAAAGAGGAGGCUGCCCGGGAGCCGACGCGGGAGCAGCUGGAGGAGGAGUUCCGAAUGGACGACCAAGAACUAUGUCACGCCGCAACAAAAAUCCAGGCUUCCUUUAGAGGACACAUGUCGAGGAAACAGGAAAAUGAGAAGCAUAAUGAGGACUCUGGCUCAUCUCAAGAUAAAAAACCUGAAGCAGACGAAGAUUUGGACAUCGAUCUGACAGACCCAGAUUUGAACAAAGCGGCAGUGAAGAUCCAGGCAUCCUUCAGAGGUCACAUGAUCCGCAAGGAGCAUGAAGGGGAGACCCAACCGAACAACUAG
Messenger RNA from Phaedon cochleariae (mustard beetle), 459 nucleotides. NCBI's taxonomy places the organism in Eukaryota, Metazoa, Arthropoda, Insecta, Coleoptera, Chrysomelidae. The record is from the annotation of a GenBank genome assembly.